AUGUUGGUUAUCACUUUUUUAGUGUGGCUAAUCUUCCUGGCAAGUCAUUCCCAACACUCUGGUGCACAGUUGCCUUAUUCCUCAGAGAUUACUAAGGCAGAAGCACUGGGAGCGGUGCAGGCUGUUAUAUCGUCAAGUCACCAGCAAGAGUGUCCUGUGAUCCUGUUAUGGAACCACCCAGGACAGAUUACUUUCAGCUUUCUAAAGGACCUCAGUAAGGUGGUGGCGUUGUGGGGCGUCACUGUCUUCCAGGUGGCAGCUCACAGUGUGAUUAACAAUGAGACUCAGAUCAACCUGGAAACAAUGGUCGGAAACGUUCGUCUGGUAGGUUGGGAGGCGUGGCACUGCCUGGUGGUGGUGGUGGUGAGUGAUGACCCUGCCUUCCUCGCCGCCUUCGCUCAUCUGUCACUCAAGCGUCACGCCCUCAGGUGGUCCACGAGGAUCCUUAUCCUCACUCGCCUCCCUCUCAGCCGCCUUGGUGGCCUGCACGACCUUCUCUCCAACAGGAACGCCAUGCUGCUUCUCAUACGAGAUGACGAAAAAGAAAUCAGAAAUGUUGACGUGUACGUGGCAGCGCCGUACAGCACGCCCACCACCCAGCCCAGGAGACUUGUCACUUGGACACCAAACACAACUUGGACGCGAGCCUCUUAUGUCCAGUUUUUUCCAGAGAAGUUUUUUGUGUUUAGUUCAGCGCCAAGACUAACUCUGGUGAUCGAGCAAAUGGCACAUGACUUCAUAUCGUGGGUAGAGGACCCGGAAGCCCCAGAGAAACGCCGUCUUGCCUACACAGGCCACAUCGACAACACAGUGAAAUACUUCGCCAAGGCAAUGAAUUUCACGUACAGAUACGUGUUGUCCCCAGACAGGACGUUCGGCACCAAGCUGCCUGACGGAUCCUGGACCGGCAUGAUGGGCAUGGUUGUGCGGGAGACAGUAGACUUCGGAGCUGUACCCUUCAUGAUAUCACCUGUACGGGCAGAAGCUGGUGACUAUACCUCGGCAAUCUGGACUGGAAACAUGAAGAUAGUUAGUGGACUUAGCGGGCUACAGAUAAACCCAUGGGGCUUCCUGCUGCCGCUCACGCCCCUAGUGUGGGCAUCCACAUUGGCAGCUUUGCUAGGAGUGCUCACAGUAUUGUUGUUUCUUACCUCGUGUCUGUCCAGGAAAACAAAGAGCUGCGGCGGCUGGUCCGCCAACACCUCUAGUUCUGUGCGCGUCCUUCUGCAACAAGGUGAGGCCUAG
Portunus trituberculatus (swimming crab) is the source of this 1245-nucleotide messenger RNA. RefSeq lists its product as uncharacterized. Gene Ontology annotation, cellular component: membrane. Lineage: Eukaryota; Metazoa; Arthropoda; Malacostraca; Decapoda; Portunidae. The coding region runs from base 1 to 1245 and encodes 414 amino acids. Gene Ontology annotation, molecular function: glutamate-gated receptor activity. The transcript has 8 exons. The record is from RefSeq and is a predicted model, not a curated record.